AACAUACAGCACUCUCGCAGCGUGAUGGUCGCCAAGGCUGUGGAACCUCUUCACUCGAUACAGGUCCACGGAUAUUUCCUCAUCAGAUUUUAGCGGGUGUUUCAAUAAGGAUUUUUACUGGAUCUCGCGUGCUUCAGAAGGUAUUGAGCGAACGAAUUUAAUUGCGAUACAGGGUAUUGUCACUGUGGCCAAAGAGCUGAACUUCUUCCAUUUAGUAGUGUGUCAUUGGAUUAACGAAUGAAAAGGACAGGUAAAGAGAAUGGUCCGACAAUGACCGAGGAUGACCUCAAACCAAGGUGACCCCGACAACCAAAAAAUAAAACUGGCCAUUUUGGGAGCACCCGGGACAGGAAAAACCUCCAUUGCCAAGCAGUUUGUUUGUAACCAUUUCACGGAAGAUUACGAGCCUACGGAGCAGAGGGAACUGUAUUAUCCGUCAAUUAUCAUUAAUGAUCACCUGUACGACCUUAAAAUCAUCGACUGUCCCUACAUUCCGUACUUUCCGGUGAAUUCUCUAUAUGAGUGGACAGACUUUAGAGGCUACGGACUCAGAAAUGCUACAGCGUAUAUAUUAGUGUAUGACAUUACAUCGGAAGAUAGUUUUCAGUAUAUUAAAACCUUACGUGAACAAAUUUUAGAGAGCAGAAACAUGCAUGAUGUUCCGAUUUUUGUCGUAGGGAAUAAACACGAUUUAGCGGACGAAAGAGGGAUUUCACGAAGAGAGGUCGCCAAUUUAGUUAAGAAACAAUGGAAAUGCGGGUACAUUGAAUGCUCAGCCAAAUUCAACUGGCAUAUCAUUCUAUUGUUUAAGGAGUUAAUGAAGACAAUAGAUUAUAUCGAUCAUGGGCAUAAGCCCACAGCCGUCCGGGUGCAGGCUGCGCUUAGAAGAAAUAGAUGCGUAAUCCUGUGAACAACGAUAUCAGUGCUUUGCUGUUGCCAAAAACACUUUCAUGUAGAAAACCCUCAUCAUUUCGCGGAAUAAAUUUCCGCAUAUGCUCGAUCUGGUCUUUGAUGCUAUGUAUGAAAAACCGAAAGGAGAAAUCGGUAUCCUCAGUUUAGUAAACAUUGGAAUUAAACGAUGCUCACUACAAUUAAAUUGUACCGUUUGUUAAAAAAAAUCAUUGAUUGUGGUUUUUCUCUGAAGAGUUGAUGAUUUGAGAAAGUGCAGGAGGUAUAAGUUAAAUUUCCGUGGUUUCUCAUUGAGGAAUCACACUUUGAAAUGCUAAACGAUAAAUAUUUACAUGUUUAAAUCAGAAAAUGAACUAGAGAUAUGUUUUGUGAGUUCCGUAGUGAGUGCCUUCCAUCCCUAAGAUAGUCUCAAUCAGCAACUACAUGUAUAUCGCAUUAUCUUUA
Messenger RNA from Saccostrea echinata, 1353 nucleotides. RefSeq names its product ras-like protein family member 10B. The record is from RefSeq and is a predicted model, not a curated record. Bases 281 to 910 code for a protein of 209 amino acids. NCBI's taxonomy places the organism in Eukaryota, Metazoa, Mollusca, Bivalvia, Ostreida, Ostreidae. The transcript is spliced from 2 exons. Gene Ontology annotation, molecular function: GTPase activity; GTP binding.